AUGGCGGACGACAACUCUGAGCUGCAGUCCGCUCUGCGCGACCUCGACAAGGAAUUGGAGGAGGGUGAUAUCACCGAAAAAGGAUAUCAGAAACGGCGCACAUUACUCCUCUCGCAGUUCUUCGGACCUAAUAACGCACUGGAUCUCAGUACACCUACCUCUGGCAAUGCUCCCUCAUCGAUCUCCAGCGCAACGCAUCCGCCUCCGGCUAUUCUCAAUGUCCGACCCCCUACCGCCGAUUCCUCGAGCCCUAGUGGAUUCUCGCAGCCUCUGUCCAACGGGCGGGAUAGUUCUCAUCAAAAUGGUGGCUUCGGUUACGAUCGCAGGAUAAGUGGCGAGACCCAGGGCUCAUAUGAAAGAGAGAGCAUGUUAUUGCCUGGUGACAGAGCUCCGUCGGCUGCUUCGUACGAUUCCCUUUUCCUUCCCAAGAAUCAGCCUGCUCCGCCGCUCCAAGAGAACUCGAGGACGGCCACCUUGCUAAGCCAGAACUACGCCUUCAAUCCCGGACCUCCUCACGAGCAGUACGAUGAACCUGUCGGAGCCUAUGAUAUGCCGUCUGGCCCCGGCACGCGACAGUCGACCAUGCUCGACUCGCAGCAGGGAUAUUUCUCCGACUUUGCCGGCCAGCAACAAGACGACUAUCGGGAUAGCUAUGGUGGCGGUUUCCAUCGCUACUCCCAAUCAGAAACAUUCUCUCCCACGGCCAAUAUGGCACCGCCGUUCAUUCCGGCCUCUGAACUUCCGCAUGGGCCGGCACUCGACCACCUGCUGCCGUUGGAACCUCGAGAUAUCCCAUUUGCCGUUCAUGAUCCCCACGACAAAAAUACCCCCAUGUCUAAUUUCGAUAACAUCCCUGCGGUUCUCCGACACCGCGCUCGGGUGCAUGCGAAACAGCCUGCUUAUUGGGUUCUAGACCAGAAAGGAAAAGAGAUCGCUUCCAUCACUUGGGACAAACUUGCUAGUCGUGCGGAGAAGGUGGCCCAGGUCAUUCGGGACAAGAGCAACCUAUAUCGUGGGGACCGAGUGGCCUUGAUCUACCGCGACUCCGAGAUAAUCGAGUUCGCAGUGGCUCUCAUGGGGUGUUUCAUCGCCGGAGUCGUCGCUGUUCCUAUCAAUAGCCUCGAGGACUACCAGAGCCUCAACCUGAUUCUAACCUCGACACAAGCACACCUUGCCUUAACGACGGAGAAUAAUCUGAAGAGUUUCCAGAGAGAUAUCACGACCCAGAAGCUAAAUUGGCCCAGAGGAGUGGAAUGGUGGAAGACGAACGAAUUCGGCAGCUACCACCCCAAGAAGAAAGACGACACUCCACCUCUUGUGGUCCCCGAUCUGGCGUAUAUCGAAUUCUCAAGAGCCCCUACUGGCGAUCUUCGCGGAGUUGUCAUGAGUCACCGAACGAUCAUGCAUCAAAUGGCUUGCCUCGGUGCAAUUGUCUCGACGGUACCUGCGUCUUCGAGCGCAUCUAAGCCACGUGGAGAGACUCUGAUAAGCUACUUGGAUCCUAGACAAGGCAUUGGAAUGAUCUUGGGCGUUCUUCUGACUGUGUAUGGUGGCCACACCACCGUCUGGCUCGAAGAUCGGGCUGUGGAGACGCCUGGUCUCUACGCUCAUUUGAUUACAAAAUACAGGGCGACUCUUAUGGCCGCUGACUACCCCGGGCUGAAGAUUGCAGCAUAUAAUUACCAGCAAGACCCUAUGGCCACGCGACAUUACAAGAAGAACUCCGAGCCCAAUUUCGGAUCGGUGAAGCUAUGCUUGAUCGAUUCGCUCACAGUCGACCCCGAAUUUCAUGAGAUCCUGGCCGACCGGUGGUUGAGGCCUAUGAGGAACCCAAGGGCCCGGGAAAUCGUCGCUCCCAUGCUUUGUCUUCCUGAACACGGCGGUAUGGUCAUCAGUGUGCGGGAUUGGCUUGGCGGCGAAGAACGCAUGGGCUGUCCAUUGACGCAUGAGAUGGAUCCCAGUCAGCGAGAAGGGCUUAGAAAAGAAGAGAAAAAAUUCGAGAAGACCGAGACUAACAGCGGGUUUGGUAGCAGUCUGUUGGGUGGUGGUUCUUCCGCACCCGCACCCGCCUCGCAAGAACAAGGGAAGACUGCAAUGCUUGAAGUACUUCUAGACAAGGAGGCUCUGAAGAGUAACGAGAUCGUGGUUCUGGCCAUGGGCGAGGAAGCGAAGAAGUUUGCCCCCACCAUGCCGCAUGCUGUACGAGUUGGUUCGUUUGGAUAUCCCAUCCCGGACGCGACAGUGGCGGUGGUCGACCCCGAGACCAAUUUGCUGUGCACUUCUAAUGUGGUUGGCGAGAUUUGGGUUGAUUCGCCGUCUCUCUCUGGAGGCUUCUGGGCCUUGCCGAAACAUACGGAAGCCAUCUUCCACGCACGACCAUAUAAGUUUGAAGAGGGGAACCCCACGCCUGUCUUGGUUGAGCCCGAAUUCCUCCGAACGGGUCUCUUGGGCUGUGUGAUUGAGGGAAAGAUUUUCGUUCUGGGUCUCUAUGAAGAUCGACUUCGACAGAAGGUGGAAUGGGUGGAACAUGGGCAAGAGAUUGUUGAGCACCGGUAUUUCUUCGUUCAGCACCUUAUCGUCAGCAUCUUGAAGAAUAUCCCCAAGAUUCACGACUGCACGGCGUUCGAUGUUUUUGUCAACGAAGAACAUCUCCCUAUAGUCGUUCUAGAAUCAUACGCAGCAUCGACCGCUCCCACCACCUCGGGCGGUCCGCCACGGCAGCUGGAUUCCGUCCUACUGGAAUCUCUAGCGGAAAGAUGUAUGGAAGUUCUUUACCAGGAGCAUCAUCUGCGAGUCUAUUGUGUCUUGUUGACGGCUCCCAACACGCUUCCUCGUGUGACCAAGAAUGGUAGACGCGAGAUCGGCAACAUGCUUUGCCGCAAAGAGUUUGACAAUGGGUCGUUGCCCUGCGUCCAUGUCAAGUUCGGUGUUGAGCGCUCAGUUCUUAAUUUACCGGUCGGAGUCGAUCCCGUUGGCGGUAUUUGGUCUCCACUCGCGCUGAUGUCCAGGCAAGAGUUGCUUGCUAUGCAGGAGAAGCAAUACUCUGGCGUAGACUAUCGCGACGUCGUCAUGGACGACCGCACGUCUACACCACUGAACAAUUUCUCUAGCAUCGUGGAUCUUCUUCAAUGGCGUGUCUCUCGACAAGCCGAGGAGCUCGCUUAUUGCUCUAUCGAUGGUCGGGGAAAGGAAGGCAAAGGCAUCACUUGGAAGAAGUUCGAUCUAAAGGUGGCCGCUGUUGCCAUGUAUCUGAAAAACAAAGUUAAGGUUCGACCUGGCGACCAUCUGAUCUUGAUGUACACGCACUCGGAGGAGUAUGUUUAUGCCGUCCAUGCCUGCUUAUGUCUGGGGGCGGUUGCGGUUCCUCUCGCUCCCAUCGAUCAGAACCGCCUUUCCGAAGAUGCUCCUGCUUUCCUCCAUGUUAUCAACGACUUCCGUGUGAAGGCGAUCAUUGUCAACACUGACGUUGACCAUGUCCUAAGGCAGAAGCUUGUUUCCCAGCACAUCAAGCAAUCUGCGCAAGUCUUACGCAUCGGCGUCCCGGCCAUUUACAACACCACGAAGCCUCCGAAGCAGUCUCAUGGCUGCAGAGAUCUCGGCUUUACCGCGAAAGAAACCUGGAAGCAGAGCAGUCAGGCGGCCAUGGUUUGGACUUAUUGGACUCCCGACCAAAGGAGAAUAUCGGUCCAGAUCGGUCAUGAUACCAUCAUGGGCAUGUGUAAAGUUCAGAAAGAGACAUGUCAAAUGACCAGUAUGAGGCCAGUCUUGGGAAGUGUGCGUAGCACUUUAGGCCUCGGCUUCCUUCAUACCUGUCUUAUGGGGAUCUAUGUCGGUGCGCCUACGUAUCUUGUUUCCCCUGUCGACUUCGCUCAGAACCCCAUGACGCUUUUCGUCACUCUCUCCCGUUACAAAAUCAAGGACACGUACGCUACAGCCCAGAUGUUGGAUUAUGCAAUGAGCGCCAUGGCCGGCAAGGGUUUCCAGCUGCAGGAGCUGAAGAACCUAAUGAUCUCUGCGGAAGGCAGGCCGCGGGUCGAUAUCUAUCAGAAAGUGCGUCUUCACUUCGCAUCUACCAGCCUCGACCGCACCGCCAUCAACAUUGUCUACUCCCACGUGUUGAACCCCAUGGUAGUCACAAGAUCUUAUAUGUGCAUCGAGCCUGUGGAAUUAUGGCUCGAUCUGCGCUCUCUGCGGAGAGGACUUGUCUGUCCGGUCGACCCGGAUACUGAUCCCACAGCUCUUGUUCUACAAGACUCAGGUAUGGUGCCGGUCAACACUCAAAUCGCAAUCGUGAACCCAGAGACAUGUACCCUGUCCCAUGUUGGCGAGUAUGGUGAGAUCUGGAUUCAAUCCGACGCUUGCGCCAAGGCCUUCUAUGGUUCAAAGCAGGACUUCGAUAUGGAACGCUUCAACGGACGGGUAGUGGACGGAGAUCCGAACGUGGCGUACGUGCGGACGGGAGAUCUGGGCUUCCUCCACACGGUAACAAGGCCGAUCGGCCCUAAUGGCCAACCGGUGGAGAUGCAAGUCCUUUUUGUCCUCGGCGGUAUCGGUGAGACGUUUGAGGUCAACGGGUUGAAUCACUUCCCGAUGGAUAUUGAGUCGUCUGUGGAAAGGUGUCACCGCAACAUUGUGACUGGAGGAUGUGCCGUUUUCCAAGCGGGUGGUCUCAUCGUGGUUGUGGUUGAGGUUACCAGAAAGGCCUAUCUAGCAUCACUGGUUCCUGUUAUUGUUGAUGCCAUUCUCAACGAGCACCAAGUGGUUGCCGAUAUUGUUGCCUUUGUCUCCCACGGAGACUUCCCUAGGUCUCGUCUCGGGGAGAAGCAGCGCGGUAAGGUGCUGGCCUCAUGGGUCACUCGAAAACUGCGAACAAUCGCCCAAUUCAGUAUUCGGGACAUGGAAGGCUCCGAUAAUCCCUUCGCGGCACCUCAACACCGAAUGAGUCGAAGCUCGAAACCCGGAAGCACCAUGGGCAACAGCACUCGCCGAUCUACUCUGGUACCGGAUAUCGAAGGCUUGCCACGCUCACCAGCUCCGGUCCUCGUCGAGCAUUCUGAGGCAUCCAUACAUUCGCAGUCUGGGUUGCAGGAAGCUGGCGUUGGCAGCCCUACUACGGGCACUGCGUCCGAGAUGCCCAUUGUUCCCCAGAUCUCCGAGCCCUCACGACCGACAACCGCCUCUACGAACGGAGCCGCUGCGGUCACAGGCGCCGAGCUUCCCUCGACCAUUGGUCAACCCGACUUUGGCUUUGAUUUCGGAGACUUUGCCCACACAGCAGGUGCCGGCUCUACUCCAGCAGUCUCUGGGGGUCCACAGACCGAGACUCUUCCCAAUCGGGGUGGACCCGGACCUCAGCCUCAGCCAGCAAGCGGUAAUUUUCCUGCGCGGUCUGACUCUUACAACCAGGGACCUGUAUCCGACACGCUAGAUCGCAGCUCCGGAGACUGGCCGCAAGAAGCUUUAAUGUAUCAAUCCACACUUGGUAACGACGAAGCCCCGGGUACCGGAGGCGCACCCUAUCAGCAGCGGUAG
Molecule: messenger RNA, 5532 nt
Organism: Aspergillus saccharolyticus JOP 1030-1
Lineage: Eukaryota; Fungi; Ascomycota; Eurotiomycetes; Eurotiales; Aspergillaceae
Product: putative AMP binding domain protein
Exons: 6
Coding region: 1-5532 (1843 amino acids)
Cellular component (GO): cytosol
Source: RefSeq, a predicted model, not a curated record